UGCUGCAGUGGCAGCAUGGUUCCAAUUUUAUCGCUUGUCACUAUGCUCGUCACGUUCGCACUUACAUAGUUGUUAGAACGUGACAGGCAUGGUGACAAAUGAUAAAGAGCCAACCAUCUUAGCCCUACUGGACCGGAUGGAUUGCACAACUUCUGGCUAAAAUGGUUCUGAUGCUCGUACUCGCGCCUGGCAGCACAAUUUCAACAAGCCCUCGAGCUUGGUUCUCUCCCACCAUGCUUAACAACUGGUGUCACCUUCCUGCUCUAUAAGUCCGGUAGUACCACGGAAGCAAAGAACUACAGACCCAUCACGUGUUUGCCUACACUUUAUAAGCUCCUUACAUCCAUUUUGAGAGCAAAAAUCAACGCGCACAUUAUAUCGCUAAUAACAUUUUGGCCGCCGCAACACAUUUUGCAGCACACACACACACACACACACACAUUUCACAACGCAUUUUGGCUGUAGUGCAAGUUGACAAAAACUAUAAACUUUGAAAUGUUGAUGCUACGACACGUAUUAUUACAUAUUAUCUCUUAUCGAUGCGAAUUAUACAUAGAAUAAUAGUGGUAUCUAAUGAUAGCAUUAUCUUAUAAUUAAUCCUUUAAAUAUUUCUUAGUAUAUCAAUUUUCCUAUGAUAUUUUAGACGCGACUGCUUAUUUAAUAUCAUUCGUUUGUCUUCCGUAUUGAUUGCGCAACCUAUUACUAUUUCAUGAAUUAAAAAAAUUGGGUUAUGGUUACUGCUUCGAUAUUCGCACUCAACCCGUCAGUAUCGGACCAUUAAUGACUCAACCAAUAUUUAUUGUUAUGAUUUGUUAUCUAAAAAAUGUAUUCUAUCAAAGCAAAAGAUGGCAAAGUACCAUUUGAAGAAGCGCUUGCAAAAACAGGUUAUGGAUUGUACAGUUACCUAAUAAUAGCGCUAGCGGGCGCGUCCACCAUAGCCUUCGUAACACUAACGUACGGGAGCAGCAUCAUUGUGCCAGCAAGUGCCUGUGAACUGGAUACCACCAGCGCGCAGCAAGGGUUGUUAGUGGGGGUGCCUAUAGCAGGGGCAGUGAUAGGCUCCCUGCUAUGGGGCUACCUGGGCGACACGCGCGGCCGCCGCCGCAUGCUGCUGGUAUCACUGGCGCUGGGCGCCGCGUCCAACGCGCUGGCCAGCAUAUCUGUCAACUGGAUCAUGCUGAUGAUCAUCCAGCUGUGCACCGUCACAUUGGGAUCAGGGAUCUACGUGCUGUCAAUGACUCUGCUCAGCGAGAGCGUACCACUACAGAAACGUAAUGUCGCCAUGGUUCUGGUUUCCAGCGUCUUUCUCCUCGCACAAGGCAUCUUAUCAGUAAUGGCGAUACCCAUCAUCCCACUCACGUUCUCCUACCACCUUGAAAUACUUGGUAUCUACUGGAACUCCUGGCGUACACUGCAGGUGGUGUACUCACUUCCGUGUCUGAUCUGCGCGGUGUUCUGGGUAUUCAUGCAGGAGAGCCCCAAGUACGAACUGGCCAGUGGAAAUGAGGAUCAGGCAAUGAAGAUCUUGAGGACCAUCCACAGGUUAAAUAAUAGCAGAAGUGAAGAAGAAUUGCAAGUGAAAGAGCUGUUGCAAGAGACAGAUGCCACAGAGAAGAAAUCAGAUGCAAAGGAGCAAAUAGUGCCGCUGUUCAAGAAACCAUAUUUGAAGAGGACGUUGAUCAUGGCCAGUCUCUUCAUAUUGUUCCAAAUUAUAGUAGCUUUCGUGGUGUGGGCACCGAGCAUUGCCAAUCAGCUGAUGAAGUUGCUGGAGACAGGCGAGGGCUCAGACCUAACGCUAUGCCAGAUCAUCGCCACCGAAGUCGAGGUUGAUUCAGAUGCACCACCCUGUUCCAUCAACAGCAUCGCCAUGCUGCUUCUCCUAGCCAUGUGCUCGCUGCAAUCUGUCUUCAACACCGUCCUCAGCCUGAUAGUGGACAAAGCAGGCCGCCGCAACACCGCCAUGGUCGUCGCCUCCCUGUGCGGCUUGUCCGGCGUGCUGGUCAACUUGGUCCCCAACGCCGCGGGCACGGCUGCGCUUUUCGUAGUAUUCUCUCUGGGUGCCGUCACGAUGGGCUUUUAUACCGCCAUCGCUGUGACAUUGUUCCCCACAAGACUCAGGACCAUGGCUAUGGCCAUGUCAAUGAUAGGCGCUAGAUUGAUGAGCGUCGUCUUCAUUCAAAUCAUCAACUACCUCCUCGUCAAUUCUUGCGAGCUGGGCUUCUACCUCUUCUCAACUCUGUUUGCCUCUUCAGCGUUGAUAUUAGCCCUAUUACCAGACGACCGCCGGCUGCUCGCGCCUCCGAAACAGCCCGAUCCAGAAAUUCUUGGUGACCAACAUGAGCAGAGGACAUCUUUUUAACGAAUAGCUUUAUGAUCUUACACAUCAUCGCGUCAGCCAAAUGACAGUCUUGCUUAGACAAAGCUCUCUCUGAGGAAUGGUCACCGCGCACAACGCUACCCUAGUGACAAUCAGAUGAACUGGUUCAGUUUUAAAAAACAAUGUGCUUUUGCAAAGCAAUACUAUCUACUCGUAGAUUGUUGACGGCCUUAGUAAUUCUACAGUGAUAUCAUCAUCCAAUCGAAUGUAUAGAAGUUAUUAUAAUAAUUUCUCUUUCAGAGUCACACCUAGCAAAACAACAAAAAUGUCUACUUCUAAUAUGAAUAUUUAAUGCAACAUGUCUGUAUUUUUAUUACCUUUAAACAACUGUGUUAAUAAAAAAAAAAUUGUUUCAAGAAUAAAGAUCUGUGAAUUA
This is a messenger RNA of Cydia pomonella (codling moth), 2753 nucleotides long. Its product is annotated as solute carrier family 22 member 13-like. Lineage: Eukaryota; Metazoa; Arthropoda; Insecta; Lepidoptera; Tortricidae. Gene Ontology annotation, molecular function: transmembrane transporter activity. The transcript has 11 exons. The coding region runs from base 824 to 2359 and encodes 511 amino acids. Gene Ontology annotation, cellular component: membrane. Gene Ontology annotation, biological process: transmembrane transport. The record is from RefSeq and is a predicted model, not a curated record.